Messenger RNA from Capsicum annuum, 3345 nucleotides. RefSeq names its product protein ENDOPLASMIC RETICULUM-ARRESTED PEN3. The transcript is spliced from 4 exons. Gene Ontology annotation, molecular function: protein binding. Bases 281 to 1696 code for a protein of 471 amino acids. The record is from RefSeq and is a predicted model, not a curated record. Gene Ontology annotation, biological process: protein homooligomerization. Lineage: Eukaryota; Viridiplantae; Streptophyta; Magnoliopsida; Solanales; Solanaceae.
AACUUUGUGGGUAUACUGGGUUGUUGUUGUUAAUUUUUUGUCUCAAUUGCCCUUUCCACAAUUUCCGCUUAACAAAACAAAAUUAAGCCAAUUUAAUUGUAUUUAUUUCUCAUCCAAACCAAAAUAAUCAAACAUAAAACAUACUAAUUCAACUUGGUGACUCCGUAACUGAAUCCUCCUUCCUCAGUUCCACCUUUCGCCGGCUCCAAAAAAAUAAAAAAAUAAAAAAAUAAAAAAUAAAAACUUUCGCCGGCGUUUCUAUUUUCCAAAUCUCUAAUCAAUGGAGGACGGUACACCCGACAGUGCACAACGUACAACCGGUGAGCGUGUAAAGCUCAACGUCGGCGGCAAGCUCUUCGAAACUACAGUAUCUACACUUCGUUCUGGUGGGCCCGAUUCCCUCUUAUCCGCUUUAUCGAACCGGACUUCAAACGAACCGGUUUUCAUCGACCGGGACCCGGAGAUAUUCUCGGCUUUAUUAGCUCUUCUCCGGUCGAACCGUCUCCCUUCGACGGCAAAGAGGUUUUCCAAUCAUGAACUAAUCGACGAAGCGGUUUAUUACGGGAUUGAAUCUCAACUUCGAUCUGCACUCGCACCGAGUCAACUCAGUGGAAUUGAUGCAUCCCUAUUCUCGACUAUUCGUCCUUCAUCUGACGGCGUUGUAACGGACUUUAACGCCGUUGAUUCUGACGGCUCCGUUUGGGUUGCUCACGGCGGUCAGGUUUCUGUUUAUGAUUGGAGUUUAACACAUACGGAGACGGUACGGACUCAUCUUGAUUAUAUCAGCUCGAUUAAGAAGGUUGGAACAGAUUUGGCUGUUGUCGGGUCGGAGUUUGAAUCGGGGCUCCAUUUUUAUAACUUGGCUAAUGGGCGUAGAGUCGGGUCUGUUGAAUGGACGGACCCGUCUGACCCGAGGAUUUACAAGGCUAAAGUAAAUGCUGUUGUGGAUUCGGUUGAUUCAGUUUAUGCUGCGUUCGAGUGUCAACAUAGAGAAAAUUGUGUGGUAAGUAUUGACAAGGGUACGAUGAAGGCUGUUUCGGAGUUGGGAAGGCAAUCUGGGAAUUCGGCGAAGUCAACUGUUGUUGGAAAGUUGACAUUUUUGCCGGAGAUAAAUGCGUUGCUCGGCGUUUCAGUUAGUGCUGGAGCUUUUGGGUAUUCGGGUUACGUGAGGUUGUGGGAUUCCAGAUCAGGAGAUGUUGUGUGGGAGACGAAUGAACCGGGUUCGGGUCGGAGUAGCCGGUUUGGGGACUCGUUUGCUGAUGUUGAUUUUGAUAGGGAAGAUUUAACAAUGUUCAAGAUAUGUUCAAAAUCAGGUGAUUUGGCAGUGUCAGAUUUACGUAAAUUAAGUGAAGAUCCAUGGGUUUAUCUGGAAGAGAAAAAUCCAUGUAUGAGGCAUGCAGGUGGUGGAAGCAGUACUUUGAUUCACUGUUAUCGAAAGCAGGUGUUCGUGGGACGAGGAGGAGAGUUGGAAGUUUGGUCGAGAAUGGUGGAGAAGGGAAUUGAUGGUGAGAGGGAAAGGGUGUUGCAUGAAGGAUUGUAUAGAAGGAAUUAUAUGGAUAAAGUGGAGGAUGCCGAAAGAGGAAUCAUAAAGAAAAUUGAGGGAGCUGGUGAUAGGCUGUUUGUUACGAGAGAAAAUGCUGAGGGGAUUGAGGUGUGGCAAAGUUCUCAGUUUUCUGGUGCUGUUUUAAAUUUGUGAUAGUGUCGAGCUGUGAGCUUUGCAUUCUAUGUAUGAGCUUCCAUUGCCUGUCUCAUGCCCGAACAAAGGAGAGGGUUGCAAUCGGUUGAUGAUUAGAGUAAAACUACAACCCAACCGAACUAGUUCGAGAUUGAGCAUAGUUGUUGUUGUAGUAUCUUUUUGAGCUGUCUGCUGCAGUUUGCAAUGAUCAUCAAUUGGUUGCAGUAGGUUGACUGUCAGAGUAAAGCUAGAAUCCACCCUGAAUUAGUUUGAGAUUGAGCAUAGUUGUUGUAUCUUUUUUAGCUGUCCAACUGCAGUUUGCAAUGAUCAUCAAUGAAACGAAUUAUGUAUUUGGUGAUUUCUUUUAGAUGUCAAGUUGAUCAAUCAAGAAACAAUGUGCAAAGGUUAAUAUGAUCAUGACGAUUACCUGAAAUUGGAUUGUUGAUCCCUUUUGGACACGAUGUUGAUCAAUCAAGAUUAAGAACAAUGCAGAAAGGUGUUACCUAUCGUGUAAUAAAAUGAAUUUGGUUUAUUGGUGAAUUUGGGCAUCCCUGUUAUCAGGAAAGAAUCGUAUCCAAGUGGGUUAAAGUUAGUUGUAUCAGAGACAAUGUGUACCUGUAGAAGAAAGUACAAUCUAGUCAUUUUCACCACCUUUGAGAGGAAAGCCAGUAUGCUGUCUAGUUGGCUUAAACUUGCUCGAGAUACCAUAAAGUGUGGACAAUGGUUUCUAUGGGAAAUGUAUGAGCAACUUCAUAUUAGGAUUAAGACGAAUUCAAUGCGUUUUUUGAACAAGCCAAGAAUACCGGAGCUAGGGUAAAAGGUGGUUCAUUGCACACUGAGGGUGCAAAGAGCAUUGGGACCAUAGUUGGGAAAAUGGUAAGUAAUAAUAUUAACAUUUUAGUUAAUGUGCUUAUAUAAAGUUGAUUAAAUAUUACUUGAUUAUGUUUAAUUAUAUUUUGUUUGCUGGAGCAAAAAUGGGUGCCCUUCGACUCAGGUUGAGAUCUUCAAGGAAACACAUAUAAUGGGGAAUGAAUCGGAUCUGGAUGUAAGGGUUAAGCCAUGGGUCAAAAUGCUUAUGUUCAAGGACCAAGGCUUGGAUGGUGUCUUGUUAGAGUCUAUUCGGAAGAAGAAAAGAAGCUGCUAAAUGAUGGAAGUCGAGUGUUACCAAACCCCAAUAUUCUUGAUGAUCAUGUUGCAUGCCCAGCAAAACAGCUAGGCUACAAGCUUGGAGAUCCGUAGGUUCUAGUAACCUCAUUAGUUUUUGUCGGAAUAUUGGUCCGCUAUGAGCUUAAAUGGAGCAACAUGGUCAGUGAGGAUUUAUGUCGCUGACCGCAGCUUGCUUGGGAUUGAGGUGCAGUUGUUGUAAAUUGGUUUGCGAAAAUGCCCCUAAUCUUGUGCGAGCACCCUCAUAGUGGUGUCAACGUGUGUUGAUAGUAUAUUAUUGUACUGCUUCAAGAAGUGAAUCUUUUAGACAGGAGCACAUGAGAGCCUUGAUGAUUUGGUUGACAAACCUUACUUGGCAAUAUCAUUUUGUGCAUUCCAACUCUUCUGUGGUGUAAAUGUGUAACCUUACUUGGUAUGCAUUGACAUAUUAUAUGGAAUUAUUAGAAAAAGAUGAAGAUACGUGACUUAAGAGUGGGGGUUCCAAAAGCCAACCCUUUUAUAGAUCA